Molecule: messenger RNA, 1968 nt
Organism: Trichoderma atroviride IMI 206040
Lineage: Eukaryota; Fungi; Ascomycota; Sordariomycetes; Hypocreales; Hypocreaceae
Biological process (GO): regulation of transcription by RNA polymerase II
Molecular function (GO): RNA polymerase II cis-regulatory region sequence-specific DNA binding; protein dimerization activity; DNA-binding transcription factor activity, RNA polymerase II-specific
Source: RefSeq, a predicted model, not a curated record
AUGAGCUCUGCGACGUGGAAUACGCAGGACCAGGCCAUGGCCGCGGCCUCGGAGGACGACUUCCAGCAGUUUCUCGACAUCAGCGGCAUGGCCAACAUGGGCGACGGAAUGCAAUUUGAUUUCCAGGGUUUCCAGGAUGACGGCUCCCACUCCAUCAUGGCGCAGCCUCGACAGACGGCCGACGCGCUCAUGAGCGACACAGAUGCCUCCAGCAUGAUCGCCAGAAGCGACGGCUUGCUACAGAACCACACGCCGGCCAUGGCGCCGCUGCCGUCCCACAUGAUGCCGGCGUCAGCGUCGCACGAGGCGAUUUCCAACAUCGACGCCCAGAUCCAGUAUCUCCAACAGCAGAAGUUCCAGCAACAGCAGCGGCAACUUCAGGAGCAGCAGGCCACUUUCUUCGUCAACCAAGGCCAUUCUGUGCCUCCGACACCGCAGAGCCUGGAGAUGACGCCUGGUAGUGGCCAGUUUUACUCCCAGGCUGAGCAGAUGCCGUCAAGAGGUGCCUAUGAUAGGGGUUACCAUCAACGGCUGGCCGAGCAGGAUAUGGCAUUUACACCUCUUGUCUCGCCUGCUGUCACCCCUCUGGAUCCCCAUUUCAAUAUGGAUGGUGCCUUUACUGUGCCAGGAGCGUACUUUAGUCCCCUCACUUCGCCAGCACUCCAUGCUCAGAAUGAUUCAUCAUCAAACUACGACCACAACACUCACUCAAACAACUCACCGAUAGACAUGGACCUCGAGCCCCUCAUCGUCCCUGCCGUCAACUUGGACCUCUCAAAAAAGACAAGAAAGACACAGGCCACCAAAGCCAGGAGUAAGCCUGGCGUCAAGAGCUCACCCAUUUCGAAACCACUGAGACGAAAGACUGGCCCUAGCCCGGCUAUGGUAUCCCAGGUGCUGAGCGAAGUUGAAGAGAGGAAUCUGCAAAUUGAGCACGGGCUACUUCCAUUGCCUGCUGCUUCUACUGAUGGGUCAGACGAAAAUGCAUCCGUCUCGCCAGAGAACCUUUCAGAAAUGCCUCCUCCCCCGAUUCCCGCCAGGCGCUCAAUGAGCAAAUCGCCCUAUAUAAGGCCGCAGACGAAUAUGCAGCCAAAUCACGCAACUGCUCUGCUCGAAGAACAGCACCUCCCUCACCCUGCCACGCCAGCUUCGCUGAUGAAGCUGCCUGCCUCCAAGACAAAGAAGCUCACAACAAGCCAUCAAGAGCCUCAGCUAUCCGACAAUAUCGAAUCACUUGAACUUCCUGAAUCAAUAUCGAACCCGACUCUGGCUGGUAGCCUCGCCAACGUCCGAAUUGCUUCCCAAACUCCUCGACCUGAGCCGAGCACGGCAUCCAAGGGAGUCACGUUUCAGUCUAUGCCUUCACCGAUUGUGAGAGCAACAGGAACAUCGUCAGCAACCCAGAGCCCUGUUCUACUGCCUGGGCCAGCUAGCUCUAGCCAGCGAAAGACACCGCAGCUCUCCGCCCGCAACAGCCGUAAGCGGUCUACGGGUUCGAUCCACGCCUCUCCGGCUUUGCUACCCAGGAUAUCUCCCAAUAUCAAACCCCUACUUCCCGGCACGCCUGGAAUGUCUGUUGAGGACCAUGCGUCGCGACUGCUAAUGUCAAAAUCGAACUAUCAAAACAUCUUGGAAGGCAACCAAGUCCCCGGUGUAUCUUACCCCAGCGAGCUGUCGACAAAUCUCACGUCAAAGCGGACAUCACACAAAAUCGCCGAACAAGGUCGCCGUAACCGAAUCAACUCUGCUUUGCAGAUCAUGGCAAGCCUCCUUCCGGAAGGCAAGAAUAAGAUAGUUUCGGGUGACGACAGCGAACAAAAGGACGGCAAGCAAGCUCACGCGUCAAACAGCAAAGCCAGCGUCGUGGAAAAUGCCAUUGUCCAUAUGAAGACGCUCGAGAAGGAGAAUGGGGACUUGAAGCAAGAGCUUCAGGCCUUGAAAGAGCAGCUUGAGAAGCUGACAGGAUCA